AUGAUUUUGAAAGGAUCCAAACCUUGUGACAACCGGCGAUUUCUCGUGUUCGUCUUCUUCUCCGCCGUUCGUCCCUCGUUUCUUCAACAUCGCCUCCCUAAGAAUUUGAAAGGAUUCUUCAGUGAUUUUCUGUCUACAUCACGACUACGUCUGAAAUUUUCAUCUCCGAGAUGGAAUCAAAAUCUACCUCCGGUGUUCUCCGUCGCAAGGCACGGUCGUACAGAUACUAUCCAUACAGUUCGGGGAGCGUCUCUGGAAAAGAGGAGAUGA
This is a messenger RNA of Microthlaspi erraticum, 270 nucleotides long. Lineage: Eukaryota; Viridiplantae; Streptophyta; Magnoliopsida; Brassicales; Brassicaceae. The record is from the annotation of a GenBank genome assembly.